AUGAUUAAGUACGAUUUCUUCACAAUCUUUCUCUUCAUCCUUGUCACAAGUGGGUGUUGGGGUUGCUCAAAUGUGGAUGUUAAGGUGAUUAUAGGUCCCUCAGGAAGACAAGUACAAGGCAAGCCAGAAUGGACAGUGAUUGUUUUCAACAGCUGCACUUGUCCGGUGGGUGGUAUUGUUUUAUCAUGUCCUGAAUUCGAAACAGUUGAACCCAUCGAUCCAUCGAUGUUCUUGAGAUCCGGUGAUGGUCGUUGCCUCAUCAACCAAGGAAAUGACUUGCUGCCUAAAACUUUUAUUAGAUUUGCUUAUGCAUGGGAUACAAAGUUUAAUCUUCCUGUUAGGGACAUUAAUCCUGAAUGCUAA
Molecule: messenger RNA, 363 nt
Organism: Daucus carota subsp. sativus
Lineage: Eukaryota; Viridiplantae; Streptophyta; Magnoliopsida; Apiales; Apiaceae
Product: TPD1 protein homolog 1B-like
Exons: 2
Coding region: 1-363 (120 amino acids)
Biological process (GO): cell fate determination
Source: RefSeq, a predicted model, not a curated record